Toxorhynchites rutilus septentrionalis is the source of this 6325-nucleotide messenger RNA. RefSeq lists its product as uncharacterized. The coding region runs from base 209 to 2251 and encodes 680 amino acids. Lineage: Eukaryota; Metazoa; Arthropoda; Insecta; Diptera; Culicidae. The record is from RefSeq and is a predicted model, not a curated record. The transcript is spliced from 2 exons.
UCGAGUAAAGAUCGGUUGUGGGUUUUGCGCGUACAGUGUUUUGUUCUUGGUUAUGUGUGAUUGAUUUGUUCUGGGAUUAUAGACGAAAUCGACCACUAGAAGAACGAUCCAAUUUUGGAAACAAGUGCUAUAAACUGUGUAUAAAAAAGUGCCGAGAUAACAACCCGAUUGGAUUAGAAUAUUUGUUGACGAGUGCAAUCUCAGUUUAAUGAUGAUGUUGAAACUGUUGAUAGCGGCAUGGCUCAUUACGCACAGCCUCGGACGACCAGAUGUUUCCCACCUGUUUAAACAGAAUCAAACCGGCCAACGGCUGAGACAACAGAACAAGUCUAGCUUCCUGGAGUAUUUGGAUUCGCUGAAUGGAACUAAUGUCAAUGAACUUAACGCGCAAGCUAGUUCAGGGUUUGACAGUAGAAACGGGCAGUUAAGAGAAUUCAUUCAACCCUCGCCUUUCAAGAGAAACACGGAAGAGCAGGGUUAUACAUAUGAAAAGCCGACAGUCGGUCCGUUUGAUUAUCCAGUCAAUCCGGAUGCUAAUCUCAUCAAACCAGUUUCCACUCAAGCUCCAGAAUAUCUGCCACCAUCGGAGCUGGAGUCGUUUACAAGUACUGUCGAUAAGAACUUGGUGAUUUCCAGUUCCCAAGCGCCAGCAGCACAGCAGUCGUAUCCAGAAUCAACGUAUAGUCUUGUCGUUGUUGGUGAAAACGGUGAUCAUAGUUCGACCUCGAAACCAGUGGAUAUAUACAAUGUUCAGCCCUCAACUCAGCCACAGGAUGGUUACAGUAAACAAGAAGAAUUCACUUCACGUGGACCUACGCAAGAAUCCGUUACACAAACUGAUGCUAUUGGAUCUAGAUUUGAAAAUGGUUACACGGGGUAUACACAGGAACCAAUGGCUUCCACGCUUGAUACAUUCAAUGGACAGGAACCCGUUGAAGGGGAUAAUGGUUAUAGUUAUGUGAAACCAGAUCAACCACAAAUUCCUAAUCUGGACGAAAAAAUCGGGGAGCCCUUAGAUAUUAACGAGCUAGCGACAACUACCGCAGUGCCGGUGACUACUCGAAAAUACAACGGUCAUAUCAUUCCUCCAAAGCCACUAUCGGAAUUGAAUGGUCCCACACAGUAUAGUACUCCGCAAGCCCCUGAAGAAACGUACGCCCCUGUGACCGCAUCGGUGCAAAUAACAACUCGUUCGGAUCUCGGGAAUGUGGGAUCUACCUCUGCCCCAGAAUACCUUCCCCCUGACGGCUCCCACGCUACUGAAGGACAAGGUGAAGUCCCAGAGAAACCUCAGUCAUACGACCAAAACAUUUCCAACAGAUUUGAUCAGGAUACUACCACUGUUGGAUAUAACCAGGAAACCGCAGCAACCUCAGGCUAUCCAGACAUUAGUCAAGACAAUAAAGUUGAUUCAGGAUCCUUCAGUUCUUCACAAGGCACUACCCCUGCUGAUGUUGGUUAUACAAGUUUAAAUCAGGAAACAUUUGCUCCUGAAAGUGCCUCAGUAUCAACUGUACCUGCUGAACGCCCGUCUUCUUCCAGCUCAGAGUCAACAUCAGUUCCAGAGUACACUUCUAUUGGUCAACCUUCAACUUACGAGCCAUUCAAUGAUGCACCUGCGGAUGGAUUCACUCCCUCCUACCGACCUAAUAAUGAACCUCUGUAUUCGACUGUUACCUCUGGCCAAUAUGACUUGCCAACUUCCACAUCAGCUCCAGAUUACUUACCACCCGGAUCAGAAAAGCCGGAAGGUUUCCACCUUCCGUCAGCAGGUAUCAACGAUGGUGGUUUCACCUCACCUACAGAGCAGCCGAACUAUUCGGGCGUUCCAUCCGCAAACCGACUGAACAUCCCAACCGAAACAUCGAUUGCACCUACAGACAGCAGAAAUGCACCCGUAACAAGCCCUGAAUCAGAAAACGACGUUGGAUUUUCAAUCGUGGUUGAGGAAAGUACUUCCUCUGUACCGUUGGAGUUGUCGUCGAGCGCAGCCACCUCUGAACCACGACUGGCCAGUACCGUUGAUGACACAAUCACAACUUACCAUCCGAGCUCCACACAUAAACCACUCGUCGAAUCGGAAGCGGAAGAAUCCGAACUGAAACCCCGCGUCUCGAUUGACAGCCCAACCACAGCCUAUGAGGUACAGCAGCCGACGGAGGGCACACAGCGGCCAUCGCCGGCGGGACCCUCGCACACGCUCGAGAGCGAUGGUUAUCACUAUAAGAUACCCAGCAUUCCCUUCCCCUAGGGCCGAGGACAAGGUAUCAUCCUCAACUCAAAGUGCAUCCAUUUCCCUCACGCCACCCCUGAUGAGAGCAUUACGAAAGACCUUUUGAAAGACGGACACCACGACUUAUUAACUUAACGGACUGAACUGAAAGCUAGCGCCAAGUUAUUUAUUUUGUUUUCAUCGUUAAUAUUUUUCUAACACCAUAUCUUUUCUCUCGUUUCGAUCGACGGGAUGAAGGGGACAAUAGGUAGUUGUCAUCAGAUGUUGCCGAGGGCGAUUGGGGUGCUGCAUGCAACAUGCGGAAUAUAAUUCAUGCGAUUAUAUAAUUCAAAAUGCUGCUGAAAACAAUUGGUGAUUUGCUCAGCUUCAAUGCCCAAUUUGUGCGCGAUAUGUUGUGCUGAAAGGGGGAACAGAUCUCGAAAAGUGCAACAGUUGCAACACAUAUUUGUUGCCUCCCCAAUAGGAUGGCAUUGGGCUGACGGGGGUUAUCUCGGGGGUUUAUCCGGUCGAAGAGGUUAUGGCAGUGACAAACGUAAACGUUGAAUCUCUAUAUUCGAGAUCUGCUCCACUGUUUGGUAUCGAGUGAGAGGAGCAUGAUUAUGUUGAAAACGGUGCGUUGAUGUGUUGUUUAAAUACAAAAAACUUAAUAACAAUUAAUUAAUUGGGGUUAUUGCUGAAUUUUUGAAUCUAUUUUCUUCUAUUGCUUCUACGAGAUUCUUACAUUGAAACAGAUCCUUUAAUACUUCUGACUCAUAUGGUUCGUUUUGAAUUAUAUCUACACAUAAAAUGAUUAUGGGCCCUAUUCCAGAAAACGAGCCGAGUAAUUCGUCUCGUCUCGGCUUCAGUCACUGUCGAGACGAGCAAAAUAUCCUAUUCCAGCACAUGAGUUUCAUUGAAAUCUUUUAUUUGGUAGACUGGAAAGACUUCUGUCACAUUUCCUCGGUAUGAUCAGUGAUGUCAGAUGUGAAGAUAUGUUUUUAUUCCGAGAAAAUGAUUCUCACAUAAAGUUGAUCAAACGAGACUGUUUUCUCAGUGCCAAAAUCCUAAAAUCAUAACAAAGAGGAAUAAGUUUCAUAUAUCUUUUUUGUUUUGACGACAUUUUUUCACCAGCAUAUGGUUUCAUCGCUCACACGUUUCGUUAUUAUGGAGUUAUUGAGGCCAAUGUUUAUUCACCUAAGCAACGAUUUAUAAAUGAAAAUUUCAAAUCUCUAUGCAUGUAUUUCCCUUAAUAGUUGCACAAUAAAGUACUCUAGUUUUUCACAUGCAUAGUAACAAACUUCGAAACAUCUAGAUACGAUGAUUGAAACACAUUAUAUAAAAUAAGAAUCAGUAGAAAAACAUUGUUUUAUCAAAAAAAUCUCAGAAAAUGAGUCCUAAUUUUUUUUUGUUCUAUAUGAUUAUGACGACACUUUUCGUGCAGUGUAAAUAUUUUCAAAACAAACACCUGGCAUCCCUGGUUAUGAUGUUCAAUGUUUACAUUUUGUUGUGGUGUUUGUAAAAUGCCCAUUUAAAAAUCUGUAAAAAAAAUCAAAUGGCUGAAUUAAAUUUUUGUGGUUGCAGUUAAAACAUAUAGGGUAACACGGGGUGAUUUGGACCACCCUUUUAUCUCAAAAAGUACGGCUCGACUUGGAUUUUUUUAAAAUGUCAUCACCUUCUAGUGUUGAACCGUAUGUACCUAACGUAAAAAAAAAUUGGUAAAACUCGACAAGUGGAAGGAAACGGUAGCAUGAACACAACAAGCACUGAGUUUUCGAUCGUGGGUUUUAGUGUUUUCCCGCUGAAUAAACAAACUUUUCGUGUAUUGUGCAGUAAAGUUUUGUUCGUCUACAGAAAAGGAACAUUUUGAUGCAGCGAAACUGUAAGUUUGAUAACAAUAAAUGAAUGUAAUUGCAUUUUAUUUUUUGCAUGUUGUGUGGGGUGAUUUGGUCAUGUUUCCGUGGCAUUCGUCCUUGUAGAUUUGUUCGUUGUCGUUCCUAGAUGCAAUGAAGGACUGACCUAUUUUGCCAACUUCACAUGUCGCUUGUCAGAUAGAAUUACGCUAGAAUCGUAUUUCUUAAACCACUCUUUGGAACGGUGUUCUUAGAGGUGGCGACAUAGUGUUUCAAUCCCGUAUAGCUUUGAUGUAGGACUCAUCACCCAAUACAGUGUAGAACGGAUUUGUGUUUUCCCGUUUUGAUGUCUUACGAACUUUGUAUACCAUUAGUCCACAAAACGAUUCUUGGUUCUUUUAAACAAAACGUAAUGAAUCUUCUUCUGUUUUGCCACAUUUCAAAUCGAAAUGUUGACUGGACGCUUGAAUCAGUUCAAUGCUCGUUCAAAUUCAUUCUCGUUUGAAUUUGCCUUUUUCUUAUCGCAUUAUUCGGUAUCUUCCUCAGAUGCUCUAUCGGGUUCACAUCUGGACUCUGAGGAGGCCAGUUUUUUGUUGGUAUUCUGCAAAAGUCACAUCAUAGUAUUUUGAGCUGUUUGCAUGGUUUUGUUAUCUUUCUGGAAGACAUAUGUCUAUUAUAGUCCUAACUUCUUGGCACUGACAUUUAAAUUUUCUUUCAAUAUACAUCUGAUGACUGAUGCCCCCUUUAAUAAUGUGUAAUUUUCCAGAAACCCGCUGCCCUCAUGCACCCACACACCUUGACGGAACCCAUACCAUUUUUCACUGCUGGAAGGCUCUGCCGUUGAAUUCCUGUAUUCUAUUUUCGUCAUACAAUACUUGCUCCCGUUUGAAAAUACGAUUUGAUGUCAAAAAAUUUCUGUUUCAAAUCGAUGUUCCUUGUCAAACUUAAAGCCAUUUCUGACAGGGCUGUGAUGGUGUAAUGGUCAAGGAUCCUACUAGGAAAGAAGAAAUAAUUCUAUUGGUUUAUAUUCAAAUCAAUGGUUUUCUGACGGGACGGAGACGAGUGAAUCGGAUGAUUUAAAGUUUACGUAAAAUAAGAAAAGAGGGGAAACUGAUCAGAGUAGACCAACGUCUUGACAUCCCUGUCAAUUCAGUCGAGCUGUCAAGUUUCUUUUGUUUCUUUCGCAAUGUGAGUGUGGCUUGAGUUGAUUUAUAUGGUUAUGAUUUUCUAUACCAGCUACAAAAACCGUCAUCUUUUCCAGCCCCUUGGAGUAGACUGCCUUGUUUUGUAUUUCGUGAUUUGUCCGAUCUGUCAUAAAGUAAUUUCAGAAAUUCUCAACAGCUUAAAGAAUGAAGAUGUUGUUCAUGCAACUCUAUAUACAAAUUCUGGAAUGCGUUGUAACACUUCAAAACAUUUAACGCUAUAUCGAGGAUACAUUUCAACAUUUAAUGCCAUAUAUUAGAAUUUACCUAUAUUUGACAUAUCUUUGGACUUUGUGAAUCUUGAACAACGUGUGAUCUAGUGCCUCAUAUUAUUCCUACUAAUUAUUUGAACAAUUUUCAUGUUGAUCUGGAUUUGUAGAAUGGUUACUGAAUGUAUUGUUUCACUGUCGUGACUGUAAUCUCACGGCGUGAGAACAUCAACAUUUCAUACAUAUUUCAUUACCGAUUGGGAAGUUUAGUACCUUGAAAUCAAUUUCUAAUAUCUCAUCGGAAUUGCUAUUUAUUUCAAUUGUCUCAAUGAUCAAGGUCUCAAACAAAGUUCUCACAACAAUGACAACAUUUUCAACGUUAACACAAUUUUAUCAACAUACAACAACUCGACGCAACGUCUUGCCAAGCCAUGUUUUCUGUGGGACUUUUAAGAGGUCCAAGUUUCGGAUCGAACAUGUGAAAACUCUCACGAGGUUUUUAAGCGCGCUUUAAAGCUGCACUUGCAAAGUGACUAACAGCGUCGCGUCUCAAUUCUCUCUAUAUAUGCUUCAAUAUAUGGUGAUGAUCGAUGAUUAUGACGUUUGUGGCAGCAUUUAUUACUGCACACUCUAAUAAAACCGUGCACCGCUCGGUUUCGGAUUCAGCAGCAUCUUCGCAUAAGAUGCUAACAACAUGGGGUAGCAUCACUCGCCCUCGGCACAGGAUGGUUUGCUUUGCCCAAUUCCUAUGCUUCGUUAGAUAUUGAUUUUCGAAGUUGACCUAUUUUACGUAACCCCUUCAUACCCACCGUCUGAUGUUCCUAUCCUACAUACUCAUUCCAACUAACAGUU